UGCGGGGAGGGGACGCUUCCCGCGGGUGCGCGGAGCGAGGACGGUGACAGCCACGCGCGCGCGGCCCCGCGACUGCCGUCGGCCGCUGCCGUCUAGGGUUCCCGUCUCCGUGCGUCCCUGGCGGCCCCGGCCCGAGUCCCGGAGAGCCAGAUCGCGUCCGCCCCGUCGCUCCCAGCUCGCGUCUCCUCCCCGCCGCCGUCAGGGCCUGUCCCCCAACUCCCCUUUCCGCCCGGGGCAGGGUCCUCGCGGCCCAUGCUGGCCGCUGGGGACCAGCGCAGCCCAGACCGUUCCCAGGCCGGCCGGCCGGCCACCAUGGUGGCCCUGAGGCCUGUGCGGCUCCUCCAAGGGGGCUAACAGGCCCAGAGCGCAGGCCUUGGGGCGCGAGGGUCCCGAGCCUGAGCCCCGCGCCAUGGCCGGGGCCAUCGCUUCCCGCAUGAGCUUCAGCUCUCUCAAGAGGAAGCAGCCCAAGACGUUCACCGUGCGGAUCGUCACCAUGGACGCCGAGAUGGAGUUCAAUUGCGAGAUGAAGUGGAAAGGGAAGGACCUAUUUGAUUUGGUGUGCCGGACGCUGGGGCUCCGGGAAACCUGGUUCUUUGGACUACAGUACACAAUCAAAGAUACAGUGGCCUGGCUCAAGAUGGACAAGAAGGUGCUGGAUCAUGAUGUUUCAAAGGAAGAACCAGUCACCUUUCACUUCCUGGCCAAAUUUUAUCCUGAGAAUGCUGAAGAGGAGCUGGUUCAGGAGAUCACACAACAUUUAUUCUUCUUGCAGGUAAAGAAGCAGAUUUUAGAUGAGAAGAUCUACUGCCCUCCCGAGGCGUCGGUGCUCCUGGCUUCAUACGCCGUCCAGGCCAAGUAUGGUGAUUACGACCCCUCUGUUCACAAGCGGGGAUUUUUGGCCCAAGAGGAAUUGCUUCCAAAAAGGGUAAUAAAUCUGUAUCAAAUGACUCCGGAAAUGUGGGAGGAGAGAAUUACUGCCUGGUACGCUGAACACCGAGGCCGAGCCAGGGACGAAGCUGAAAUGGAAUAUUUGAAGAUAGCUCAGGACCUGGAAAUGUAUGGCGUGAACUACUUUGCAAUCCGGAAUAAAAAGGGCACAGAGCUGCUGCUUGGAGUGGAUGCUCUGGGGCUUCACAUCUAUGACCCUGAGAACAGGCUGACCCCCAAGAUCUCCUUCCCGUGGAAUGAAAUCCGAAACAUCUCAUACAGUGACAAGGAGUUCACUAUUAAACCACUGGAUAAGAAAAUUGAUGUCUUCAAAUUUAACUCCUCCAAGCUUCGUGUUAAUAAGCUGAUUCUCCAGCUAUGUAUUGGGAACCACGACUUAUUUAUGAGGAGAAGGAAGGCUGAUUCUUUGGAAGUUCAGCAGAUGAAAGCCCAGGCCAGGGAGGAGAAAGCUAGAAAGCAGAUGGAGCGGCAGCGCCUUGCUCGAGAGAAGCAGAUGAGGGAGGAGGCCGAACGCACGAGGGACGAGCUGGAGAGGAGGCUGCUGCAGAUGAAAGAAGAAGCGACAAUGGCCAAUGAAGCCCUGAUGCGGUCUGAGGAGACGGCCGACCUGCUGGCUGAAAAAGCCCAGAUCACCGAGGAGGAGGCGAAGCUCCUGGCACAGAAGGCCGCGGAAGCCGAACAGGAAAUGCAGCGCAUCAAGGCCACAGCCAUUCGGACAGAGGAGGAGAAGCGCUUGAUGGAGCAGAAGGUGCUGGAAGCUGAGGUGCUGGCGCUGAAGAUGGCCGAGGAGUCAGAGAGGAGGGCCAAGGAGGCAGAUCAGCUGAAGCAGGACCUGCAGGAAGCCCGCGAGGCAGAGCGGAGAGCCAAGCAAAAGCUCCUAGAAAUCGCCACUAAGCCCACGUACCCGCCCAUGAACCCGAUUCCAGCACCGUUGCCUCCUGACAUACCAAGCUUCAACCUCAUUGGUGACAGUCUGUCUUUCGACUUCAAGGAUACUGACAUGAAGCGGCUUUCCAUGGAGAUAGAGAAAGAAAAAGUGGAGUAUAUGGAGAAGAGCAAGCAUCUGCAGGAGCAGCUCAACGAACUCAAGACAGAGAUCGAGGCCUUGAAACUGAAAGAGCGGGAGACGGCUUUGGACAUCCUGCACAACGAGAACUCUGACCGGGGUGGCGGCAGCAGCAAGCACAAUACCAUUAAGAAGCCUCAAGCCCAAGGCAGAAGACCUAUCUGCAUUUGAGCCCUCAAACUCACCUUGCAGAGUGCCAAGUCCCGAGUGGCCUUCUUUGAAGAGCUCUAGCAGGUGACCCAGCCACCCCGGAUCUGCCACUUCUGCUGCCCCCAGCACCAGCGGGAUGGGCCGGACACCGUGGGAACCAUCCGUGGGGGGCCGGCUGUGGGCUUCCCUGGGAGCUCCAGAACUUUCCCCAGCUGAGUGGAGAGCCCAACCUCCUUUAUGUGCAAUUGCCUUGAACUAUGACCCUGCAGAGCUUUCUGUCAUGGUGUUCUAGUUCUCCUGACCCGAGUCUCUCUUUGUCUUCCUUUGUCCAAUGUGGGGGUCCCCUACAUCCUUGGCCCAAGGUGCGCGGUGUGCGUCUUCGCGUCCAGUGCUGGCCUCCACAGCCCAGUCUGGGAAGUGCGUAGGGGUGAAGUGCAGGGGCUCUGGGGGCCAGGAGGCUAGUGCCACCACCCUUACUUCACCCAGGGUUCCGGAACGUCCAUCCCCUCCAUGGGUGAGGACCUGCCGUGCAGUGAAGAAGCUCAGCCCGGCUGAGCCCAGGCCCGGAGCGGCCUGCCUGCCUCACGUCGUCGGGGAGCUUGCCCGCAGCUCAUGACGAGCAGAGUGCUGGGUCCCCGCCAGGCACCCCCAAGGUGGCGCUCUGGGUGCCAGCUGGUGGGGAGUAGGCAGGGCAGCUGUGCCCGGGGAGGGAUUUUAGGCAGAAGCUGUGAGGGCGGGCCGGCUGCCAGCCCAGGGGCUGGGAGGCGAGUGGAGCCCCGGAGGGAGCUGACGGUACAGCGCUCUCACCCCCUCCCCCGCCACCCCAAACCCCGAAGCUGAGAGGCAAGUGGGGGCCACAGGGGUCUUUCCUGUCCCCUGGCAGCCUUGGCACCUCCUGCCUGUGGGGGCUGGGCACUCCCCGGUCGUGCUGUAGUCAGCACCCGGCAACCCAGCCCUGACCUCCGAGGCCCCACAGGUACUUCUCUCUGGCCCAGACACCGAGCUACACUGGUGCUGUCUGUGGCACUGAUCUGCAUCGGCCACCCUCCUGGCCAGGUGCCAGCAAGCCCUUCCCAACCCACUGCUGUGCCUGGGCCUCGUCCCCCGGGGUCUCUUUGUUUCCUAUUCCCUCGGGGGCCCAGUGGGGUCCCUUUGUGCCCCUCCCAGCACAAGCCUGAUGCAGCUGUCCACUCGGUGCUCGCACGGGCUGGCACACGACUCCCUCCGUGCCAGGCAGCAGCGGGUCACAGAACCACCCCGGGGGCCACCUUCUUGCCCUUUCUUUUCCCCACGGCUGGUGCUGCUGCUCUGGCCACCUGGAGCCCUUUACAUCCUUCUAGACAGGCCAUUAUGCACAGCAGGUGCUGCGUCUUAACUCGGUGAGAAGACACUUAUUAGCUGAAGACGGAUGAGGGCUGGAGAGUUCCGAGGGCAGCGGUGGUCGCUGGCAGUUCUAGCUGGCCUUGGAAAACUGAGGAGCUCGCGGGGAUCCUGACUUUCCCACUGUCAGGCCGACCCAGCAGGGUCCUUCUCAGGCCACCUUGCCCUGAGGAAGCCAGCCCUGUGUGUCACCCCAGCCCCUGAGGGCAUGCAGGGUGGGACUCCACAUCUGGAACCUGAGUGUGGAUGGUGGUGGCUGGGAGACUGUCCCUGUGUCUUCCUCGCAGGGGAGCGUCCCCAGGAGCCGAAGCCUGAGGCGUCUGUGCAGUGAGGUCUGGCUCACCCAUCCCUGAGUGUCUACACCUGUUACUUUCCUCCUGAUCUAUAAAUUUGUUCUUUAACUAUGGCUGCAGGGCUUAGAAGCAUGAUGGUGGUUUAUAAAAACGAUGUCAGGCUUCGUUUUCUUAUUCCUUAACUGCUGUGUACUUCUGAAGUCCAGAAAUGCCAGGCCACGUGGCCUCAAGGGAGCUGGCUGGUGCCUGAGCUGUGGCAGGAGCACCGGGCCCGGGGAGCAGGCGGGGGGUGUGGGGGGGCCAGCAAGGCCCGUCAGCCAGCGGCACUCGUUCCCCUUGAAGCAAGAGCUAGUGGCACCUCCCCGCAGACGGAUGAGAGGACCGUGGCCUCGGGAAGGUCUUGAGCCCCAGUAGCAGGAGAAAGAGUGAAAAAACUGCUCGGUUUUCAGAGCCUUGUGCCUGUGGCUGAGGUGACCGUGUCCUUGUUAAGUGAACGUUUUCAGAGCCUGGGCGCUUGUCAAGUCAGGAAUCCGUGAAGCCCAUUGCGAGCAGCGCCCUGGCCACGGUUUCUCAUUACGAGCUUCUGAUGGCUCUCGGGCAGAGGCACUGCCACCCUGAAACUGUCCGGGACGGCACUGCCCAGCUCGUGACACUCCAUGGGGCUGUGCUAUUGGCCGGUGGCUACUGGGGACAGACCACCUCAUCCAUCCCGACUGAGGCCCCAUCUCAGCCCCAGCAGCGCCCUGACCUGUGGCAUUUUCCCGAUUAUUCACGUGCCCGCCAGGCCCUGCUAGACAACACCCCGCGGCAUUACGUAACACUUCCUGAGUGACUGUGUCUUGUAAUCUUGGGGACAGGUUUCUCUCUCUCCCUUUCUUUUCUUUUCCAAAAGUCCAGAGGCUGACAACCGGGAGGGUUACUAAGUGUUGCUCGCUGACAGGCUGGGGCCUCGCAGCCCGGGAGGGGCAGUGCUGGCGGGAGACAGCCCUUCCCAGUCGCCCUGGGGCCACGGCGGCCCUCGUGGGCUUUCAGGGAAGCACCAUCCGUUUUCAAAGCUGUCAGAGAUGUCAAACGGCACUUCGUCCUGUGGGGCCUGAGUCCCACCUCCUGUCAGGGCCAGACGGUGGAAGGCUCUUUUCUGCUCUGGGGGACUGUUGUAAUUUAAAUGAUCAUUUUAAUAAAAAUUCUAA
Messenger RNA from Propithecus coquereli (Coquerel's sifaka), 5027 nucleotides. It is a transcript of the gene NF2, whose product is annotated as neurofibromin 2 (merlin). The record is from RefSeq and is a predicted model, not a curated record. Lineage: Eukaryota; Metazoa; Chordata; Mammalia; Primates; Indriidae. Gene Ontology annotation, cellular component: filopodium; cytoskeleton; apical part of cell. Gene Ontology annotation, molecular function: cell adhesion molecule binding; actin binding. The transcript is spliced from 17 exons. Bases 410 to 2185 code for a protein of 591 amino acids. Gene Ontology annotation, biological process: positive regulation of protein localization to early endosome; regulation of organelle assembly; positive regulation of early endosome to late endosome transport.